UGGAAGCUAACGUUACUCUGUACUGAAGAUUUGUUUAAAUGAAGAUCUAUUUUCUUGACUUGAAGUUGUAGAAGAGACAGAUCAGCAAUCCCCCGCCGGAUUUUUAUAAUCGUCAUUCAGUCACACAACAGCAUCACAAAUAGACAACAGAAGCCAUUAACAAAAUAAUGGAAAUUAAUGUUGUUAACACUUUCCAUCAGUGUGUUGUAUGUGAUGAGAUUUUUCAACAAUGUAAUGAUUUAGAAAAGCACACUAAAAUACAUGAUGUAGAUGGAUAUUGUCAUGUUAAACAAGCAAAAACUGAUGUUAUAGUUGGAUAUUGGCAUGAUAAAGAAGAGAAAACUGAUGAUGUAAAUGGAUAUUGUCAUGUUAAAGAAGAGAAAACUGAUGUUGUAGAUGAAUAUUGUCAUGGUAAAGAAGAGAAAACUGCUGAUGUUGUAGAUGAAAAUUGUCAUGGUAAAGAAGCAAAAACUGAUGAUAUAGAUGAAUAUUGUCAUGGUAAAGAAGAGAAAACUGAUGAUGUAGAUGAAUGUUGUCAUGGUAAAGAAGCGAAAAAUGAUGAUAUAGAUGAAUAUUGUCAUGGUAAAGAAGCGAAAACUGAUGAUAUUGGAACCAUUUAUCAGUGUAAUUUGUGUGAUGAAGAAUUUAAAUUAGAAACUGAUUUAGAAAAACACUGUGGAAUACAUGUUAGUCAGAAAGGGCAAAUUGGUGAUGUUUGUGGUAAAUCUUUUAGUCAGAAUGUUAGUCUACAGAGACGCUCAAAAACUUGUACACGAGAAAAAACGUAUAAAUGUGAUGUUUGUUGUAAAUUAUUCGCAGUAAAAGGUCGGCUGAAGGAACACUUCAGAAUUCACAGUGGAGAAAAACCACAUAGAUGUGAUGUUUGUUUUAAAUCAUUUGGUAAAAGUGAAUAUCUAAAGAAGCACACGAGAAUUCAUUCUGGAAAAAAACCUUAUAAAUGUGAUGUUUGUAGUAAAUCAUUUGUUUACAGUGAAUAUCUAAAGAGCCACAGGAUAAUUCAUACCGGUGAAAAACUUUAUAAAUGUGAUGUUUGUAGUAAAUCAUUUAGUCAUAGUAGUACUCUACAUUCACACAUGAGAAUUCAUACAGGAAAAACACCUUAUAAAUGUGAUGUUUGUGAUAGAUCAUUCACCUAUAGAUGCAAUGUACAGGAACACAUGAGAAUUCAUACAGGUGAAAGAAAAUUUAAAUGUGAUAUUUGUAGUAAAUUAUUCACCACUAGUGGUAAUCUACAGAGACACAUGAGAAUUCAUACAGGUGAAAAACCUUAUAGAUGUGAUGUUUGUAGUAAAUCAUUUACACAGCGUAGCAAACUACAGUCACACAUAAGAAAUCAUGCUGGUGAAGUUUGUCAUGGAUCAUUAACUGUCAGCAGUGCCCUACAGCCACACAUGAGAACUCAUACCAGGGACAAACCUUAUAAAUGUGAUGUUUGUGGUAAAUCAUUUCUACAUAAAUAUAGUCUUCAAACACACGUAAAAAAUCAUACUGGUGACAAACCAUAUCAUUGUGACAUUUGUGGUAAAACAUUUACUAUUAUUAGUGCUCUACAGGCACACAGGAGAUGUCAUACCGGUGAAAAACCUUAUAAUUGUGAUGUUUGUAGUAAAUCAUUCAGCUAUAGUAGUACCCUACGGGCCCAUAAAAGAAUUCAUACUGGUGAAAAGCCAUAUAAAUGUGAUGUUUGUGAUAAAUCAUUCACCCAGAGAAGUGGCCAAAAGAAACACAUGAGACUUCAUACUGGUUUAAAACCAUAUAAAUGUGAUGUUUGUAGUAAAUCAUUCACCACUAGUAGUAAUCUACGGCAACACAAGAGAUCGCAUGCUGGCGAAAAACUCUAUAAAUGUGAUGUUUGUAGUAAAUCAUUCGCUUCAAGUAGUUAUUUACACAUACACAAAAGAAUUCAUAAACAAGAGAAACCAAAUCAAUGUGAUGUUUGUGGUAAAUCAUUUACACAGGCUGGAACUCUACAGAAACACAUGAGAAUUCAUACUGGCAAAAAACCUUAUAAAUGUGAUGUUUGUAGUAAAUCAUUUACUCAUAGUAGUACUCUACAUUCACACAUGAGAAUUCAUACAGGAAAAACACCUUAUAAAUGUGAUGUUUGUAGUAAAACAUUCACACAGGUUGGAACUCUACAGAGACACAUGAAAACUCAUAAUAUCAACUGAACUGCAGAUUGAAAGUUUAUUGUAAGAACCUAAUUUCAACGACACAAAGUUAGACAUCCGAAGGCUAUACACGCACAGUACAGAAAGUUGGUACACGCUUCAGUGACUUAUCUUGAAGUGAUUUCUCGCAUAGACGCACUAUGAUAACACUUAGCGCAAGCGUCUGUGAUACUAUAAAUAGCCAUCGCACAUGAAAUUCUCUAUACAUCUAUUAACUGUUACAGCCGUAAAAAUCUAUU
Messenger RNA from Patella vulgata (common limpet), 2431 nucleotides. Its product is annotated as zinc finger protein 883. The transcript has 2 exons. NCBI's taxonomy places the organism in Eukaryota, Metazoa, Mollusca, Gastropoda, Patellidae. The record is from RefSeq and is a predicted model, not a curated record. The coding region runs from base 168 to 2192 and encodes 674 amino acids.